Molecule: messenger RNA, 2285 nt
Organism: Mizuhopecten yessoensis (Yesso scallop)
Lineage: Eukaryota; Metazoa; Mollusca; Bivalvia; Pectinida; Pectinidae
Product: rRNA methyltransferase 3, mitochondrial-like
Exons: 4
Coding region: 6-2009 (667 amino acids)
Biological process (GO): RNA processing
Molecular function (GO): RNA methyltransferase activity; RNA binding
Source: RefSeq, a predicted model, not a curated record
CCUUCAUGAGCACAUGUGGACGUGAAUUGACUUUGCUGUCAAGAACGAAAACAUUGUAUGCCAGCGUCAUUAACAAACAAUUCAGAGGAUACGCCAGAAGGUAUAACAGGACUCCUGUUCAUGUCCUUACUGCAGAUGAGGAAAAACGUGAAUUCAUUGACAAAAAAGUGGCAUUUAGAGAUAGAAUUCGUGACUUCGAUAGACGGGAUCCAGUGCUUAGUAAUCUUACUCAGUCUAAAGACCUAGAUCGUUUGAAGUCACUCCCAAAAAUAAGAAAACCAGCAUUAGAUAUGGAUGUGUUUCAAGAUUGGGAGAACAAUCGAAAACCCAAGAGAUAUACAAAUGACAAAAAAGAAUUCAAUAAUCCAAAUAAUGCUGAACGGAGAAAUGACUCAAAGAGGAGUAGCUUUACAAAAGAUAAGGCCAUGCCUGAAUACGGAGAUAAAGUAAGAAAUGAAAAGGGACAAGCCAAGAAUAAAGAGAAUAAAAAAGAUAAACGAUCAGCCAACACAAGUGCCGCGAACAAACGACAACCAGUCGAACAACGAACAAUGUCUGGUGUGAAGUAUACGAUUCUUGGAUCAGAAGACAAGAAAGUUGGUAUCCUGUUGAGGACUGCAAGGUCGAAGAAGCUUCGUAAUAAUGACAGAAUUAUCCUACUAGAAGGGAGCACCUUGAUCAGUGAUGCUUUACAAGCUGGUGGAAAACCAAAAUCUAUCUAUUUUGCAAACUUUGAUGCAUUGAAAAGAUUGCCAAUAGAGCAUCUUCAGGAAGUUCCAGUAUACAAGUGUGAGGAACACCAUAUGAACCGUUGGUCGGACGUCGUCUCGACUGCUGAUGUCAUCGCAUUGUUUGAAAUGCCUGAAGAUGGCAAGGUGUUUUUAAAAUCCCAAACCACCAUACCGCUUACGAUUAUCCUGGACCAGAUACGAACUCCCGGGAACAUGGGCACCAUCAUUCGUUCAGCAGCAGCUGUGGGGUGUGAGAGGAUCAUUGCUAUGCAAAAUUGUGUUGACCUGUGGGACCCCAAGGUGACAAGGGCUGGAGCAGGCUGCCAUUUCCGAGUUCCAUUCCACCAAAAUGUCACCUGGAAAUAUGUUGAGAACUACAUUCCUGUAGGAGCCCGCAUUUAUCUGUCUGACAAACGAAGGCCAACUGAUAAAAGAGUGACAAAAUAUACCGAUCCCAUGGACAACGGCAGUAAUAUUGACUCGCUGGGAUACAAUCAAGAUGACUAUGAAAGUGACCCAGAAUCAGAUCUUAUUUUAAACACAAGUUUUAAUGACUCGCAAGUGUUGAAUGAGUAUCAACAUGCACCACUUCCGGUGAGUUAUUAUUCUGAAAUGGACUACUCCAGAAAUGACCACACAGUCUUGGUGAUAGGUGGAGAGACUCGUGGCAUCAGUCUGGAGGCUCGCAAACUAGCCUAUGACAUGUACGGACAGUGUGUCAUGAUACCAAUGACCAAUGGAGUUGAAAGCUUGAAUACAUCAGUGGCUGCAAGUGUGCUCAUGUUUGAGAUCUACAAACAACUUGGUAUGCAGACAAAUGAACAGGCAAAUGUGGCUGCGAGUGGAGAGGGAGUGACUGUUGAAUCUGUGAAUGAACCAACAGGUGUGUCAGCAAGUGGAGAGGGAGUGACUGUUGAAUCAGUGAAUGAACCAACAGGUGUGUCACCAAGUGGAGAUGGAGUGACUGUUGAAUCAGUGAAUGAACCAACAGGUGUGUCAGCGAGUGGAGAGGUUAUAAAAUCAGUGUCUGUACAAACAGGUGCGUCAACGGGUGGAGAUGGAGUCGCAGACACUGUUGAAUCUGUGAAUGAACCAACAGGUGCAUCAACAAGUGGAGAGGGUAUAAAGUCAGUGUCUGAACAAACAGGUGCGUCAACGGGUGGAGAGGGUGUUAAGAGCAAGCCCAAGUCAGCAAGUGAUGAGAGUAUGAAAUCAGCUCCUCAAGAAAAGGAGAAUCAAGGUGUCUUGAAAAACUUCUUAAAGUCAAUAUUUAAAUGAAAAAUUAUGAGCUGAAAAAAACUUCAAUCUGCUUCCAUAUAUACAAAUAGUAGGAGUGGCUAGCAGUGAAUUGUGAAUGUCUGAAUUUUUGUGCAUCAGUUUAAAAUUAUAUUUACCAUGAUGUAAUUAAUAUAUUCUUAUUCAAACUGUAACACAUUCAUUUUUAUCCCCUGCUUUCACUGAAACAGGGGAUAUUAAUUUAGGUCUGUCUGUCUGUCUGUCACGCUUCGAUUCCGUGCAAUAACUACAACAAAUAUUAACCGAUUUUGUUCAAAC